CUGCUAGUAAAUCUACAGAGAAUUUACUCUCUCCAUUGCUUAGAUCUCUCAUUUUCCCAGCAAUUUUCCCUAAUUUUCUUUGUUCGGUUUGAAUGAUUAAAGGUCUCUUUAUGAACUCCUCAAAAUCUCUGCAGAUGUGAAUAACUUCAUUCUCUCUUUCUCUCUCUGUGAUCCAAUCAUUUUCUCCUCUGUUUUUUCACUUUUCCCCUUUUUGUUGCUUUGAUUGAAAUCGUCUUCUAAAAGCUUCCUCGAUUCCCCUCUUUAUUACUUGCUUAAAAGGACGUUGACGCAGGUUGACGUUAAAUGUAAGACUAAGAAACGCAAGCUUCCGGCUGAAUUGGAUCAGGGUUUUUAGUGUCUCUUCUAGAUCUUGUAAGCGAGAAAAAUGAAGGCGGUGGAGCUUGGGUGGAUUGUCCUGGUGGUGCUAUUGGGACUUGUGGGUAGUGGGAAAGCAAAUGUUUACAUAGUGACAGUUGAAGGAGAACCUAUCAUUAGCUACAGAGGUGGUGAAAAUGGGUUUGAAGCUACGGCUGUGGAGUCAGAUGAGAAGCUUGACACUGCAAGUGAAUUAGUAACAUCCUAUGCUAGUCAUCUGGAAAAGAAACAUGAUAUGCUUCUUGGUAUGUUGUUUGAGCAUGGGAGUUACAAGAAACUCUACAGUUAUAAACAUCUGAUAAACGGCUUUUCAGUUCACCUUUCCCCCGAACAGGCAGAAACUCUUAGACGUGCUCCAGGUGUAAAGUCUGUGGAGAGAGAUUGGAAGGUGAGGAGACUUACAACGCAUACUCCACAAUUUCUGGGGCUCCCAACUGGUGUAUGGCCACUAGGAGGUGGCUGUGAAAGGGCAGGAGAGGACAUCGUUUUAGGAUUUGUAGACUCGGGAAUCUAUCCACAUCAUCCAAGCUUUGCAAGCCAUCAUACUAACCCCUAUGGGCCUGUUCCGAAGUACAGAGGAAAAUGUGAAAUUGAUCCUGAUACCAAGAGAAACUUCUGUAAUGGCAAGAUCAUUGGAGCCCAACAUUUUGCUGAAGCUGCAAAAGCAGCUGGUGCCUUUAAUCCUGCUAUUGAUUUUGCCUCUCCCUUGGAUGGUGAUGGACAUGGCAGUCAUACAGCAGCUAUUGCAGCUGGGAAUAAUGGUAUUCCUGUGAGAGUGAAUGGCCAUGAAUUUGGAAAAGCAAGUGGAAUGGCUCCUCGUGCCAGGGUUGCUGUCUACAAGGCACUAUACAGGCUUUUUGGAGGCUUUGUAGCUGAUGUGGUAGCUGCAAUUGACCAGGCUGUUCAUGAUGGUGUUGAUAUUCUUAGUCUCUCAGUGGGACCGAAUAGUCCGCCAACAACCACGAAGACAACAUUUUUAAAUCCUUUCGAUGCUACACUUCUGGCAGCUGUCAAAGCUGGUGUUUUUGUAGCACAAGCAGCUGGAAAUGGAGGUCCUUUCCCUAAAACUUUGGUUUCUUAUAGCCCAUGGAUAACAUCUGUUGCAGCAGCAAUUGAUGAUCGUAGAUACAAAAACCAUCUAACCUUGGGAAAUGGAAAAAUUUUAGCUGGAAUUGGGUUGUCCCCUUCUACACAUCCAAAUCUAACCUACACCAUGGUUGCUGCUAAUGAUGUGUUAUUGGAUUCCUCCGUAUCGAAGUAUAGUCCCUCCGACUGCCAAAGGCCAGAAGUUUUAAACAGGAAACUAGUUGAGGGGAAAAUUCUUCUUUGUGGCUAUUCCUUCAACUUUGUUGUCGGCACUGCAUCAAUUAAGAAAGUCUCUGAAACAGCCAAGUCUCUUGGUGCAGUUGGUUUUGUUCUUGCAGUGGAAAAUGUUUCUCCCGGAACUAAGUUUGAUCCUGUUCCCGUCAGUAUACCCGGAAUCCUUAUCACUGAUGUCUCGAAGACAAUGGAUCUUAUUGACUACUAUAAUGUUUCUACACCAAGAGACUGGACUGGACGAGUCAAGGGCUUCAAAGCUGUUGGUAGUAUUGGGGAUGGUUUGAUGCCAAUUCUCCAUAAAUCUGCUCCAGAGGUUGCACUAUUUUCUGCUCGAGGGCCCAACAUCAAAGAUUUCAACUUUCAAGAUGCUGAUCUUCUCAAGCCUGACAUUUUGGCACCUGGUUCUCUAAUUUGGGCUGCUUGGUCUCCGAAUGGAACAGACGAGCCAAAUUUCGUUGGAGAGGGAUUUGCUUUGAUAUCCGGAACCAGUAUGGCUGCACCCCAUAUAGCUGGGAUAGCUGCUCUUUUGAAGCAGAAACACCCUCAUUGGAGCCCUGCUGCGAUAAAAUCAGCCUUGAUGACUACAACAACAAAGCUCGACAGAGGAGGGAGGCCUCUUCAAGCACAGCAAUAUUCCGAAACAGAGGCAUUGAAACUUGUCAGUGCCACUCCUUUUGAUUAUGGGAGUGGUCAUGUCGAUCCAAGAGCUGCUUUGGACCCUGGACUCAUCUUUGAUGCAGGUUAUGAGGAUUAUCUGGGAUUCUUAUGCACAACACCUGGAAUCGACAUUCAUGAGAUAAGGAAGUACACAAACACCCCCUGCAAUACCACCAUGGGCCGCCCCUCGAAUUUCAAUACCCCAUCAAUCACAAUCUCCCACCUAGUUGGAACUCAAACCGUCACUCGUACCGUAACAAAUGUCGCCGGGGAAGAAACCUAUGUCAUCACAGCCAGAAUGCAUCCAUCCAUUGCCAUCGAAACCAGGCCUUCGGCCAUGACUCUGAGACCAGGUGCAUCAAGAAAGUUCUCCGUAACCCUUACCGCUCGGUCAUUAACCGGAAGCUACUGCUUUGGAUCGAUCACCAUGAAAGGCAGCAGAGGACACAAGGUGGUUAUACCGGUGGUGGCUCUGGGACACUGGCGAUAGAUUAAAUCGGUAAGCAAACAUCAAUGUUUUAUGGCUGUAUAACUAGGGGAGCAUUUCAUCUGCAAUGUUUCAGGUUACUACACCCUUGCAAUUAUUCAAUCACAAGCACUGAACUGUAUGGUUUUCGGUUCAAUGGUUUUAAAAAAAAAUUCUGAUUUCGAUACGAUUCGGGAUUGUGAUUGGUUAAUUGUAUUGUAGUAAUUGUAGAUGGAUAUGGCCUGUAUUGUUAUUCUUUGUAAUUUGUGGGUUAAUAAGGUGCGAUAUAUGUCUGAAAUAUAGACGUGGAAUAGUUUGUAUAUGGUAAAA
Molecule: messenger RNA, 3148 nt
Organism: Hibiscus syriacus
Lineage: Eukaryota; Viridiplantae; Streptophyta; Magnoliopsida; Malvales; Malvaceae
Product: subtilisin-like protease SBT2.5
Exons: 12
Coding region: 386-2842 (818 amino acids)
Biological process (GO): proteolysis
Molecular function (GO): serine-type endopeptidase activity
Source: RefSeq, a predicted model, not a curated record